CGGGAGGCGCAUUCACUGUCGCUUUUCUCUCUGUGUGUGCAGUCUCAUGGUGGCCGCAGUGUCCAUCUCCCUCUCAGCGAUGCCGCGUACCACGCGAAUGCCCACACGCGCGUCUCCUCGAGCCUCCACAGCCUCCACAGCACCCACAGGUCCAUCCACAUCCGUCACAGCUCCAUCCACUCGCCGUCGACCUCGCAUUACUGGCCCAUUAAAGGGCGUUGUAGCUAUGGUAGACGUCCGCGUCGGUGCAGACGCUCAGAUCGACUGCAGCGACGUCGUGGCUCGUAAACUGCGCGAGCUCGGGGCCUCCACCGUUAAGCGCUUCACUCCCAAACUCACACACAUGGUACUUAGCCACUUUACACCCGUAUGGAAGACCAAGAUCGGCAAAUGGCAAGCAGGAGGCGGCUCCAUGGCCGCAGCAGCCACCAGAUACGAACUAAAGAUCGUCUCCCAGCUCUGGGUCAACGCCUGCUACGUCAGUAAGAAGCGCAUGGACGAGCUACCAUUCUUCCCGGUAAGUCAGCAGAAUAUCAUUGAAACCAACGCUAGUAGAGCCAAACCCAAGCUUAAGAGGCGACAAUCGCUCGGAUCGGAUGCGUCCAAGACCGAUAACAAAGAGAAUACAGACAACAAGGCGUCAAGCGCCUCCACAGAGGACAAGAAGGAGGCGGCGGCAGCGCCACCGUCGAAAUUUAAGGUAAACAAGGCACUAAAUGGCGGCAGAAGGAAGCGACGCGCUCUCUCCAUGGAGCCUGCGACGUCCGACGCCAUUUUGAAGAUGCUGGGGACAAGCGAGCCCGUGCAGGAAGGCGAGUUCAGCACACCUACGAAACAGCCUAUUCGUUUGAAGAGUGUCAGCUCGUCAGCCAAGCGGAGAAAGACGCUGAAUGGUCUACCGACACAACAGGAUGAGGACGAAGUCACAGCGUCUCAAGCGAGUGGAAUCGUAGCGGAGAGCGAGUCGGAGAAUGAGGACGAGAGCAAAGACAAGACGAACGACGUGAUUGUGAUCCAAGACAGUCAAGCGAGUCAGCCGUCUCCUGCUCAGGCCAUGAUUUUAUCAGGUUCCACGGGUACGCCCACGACCAGCAAUGGAGAGCUCGAUAUCGCUACCCCGGACGACAGUAAGCAGCCCACAGCACGAGAAUUACGACGUCGCAACAGGAAUUCGCUCUCGUAUGGCAGUGGAUUGACGCUGAAAACCGGUAUUUGGUCCUGUGCCGCAUGUGGAUGCUCGAAUCCACGAACUCGCAGAUAUUGUACGGACUGCCAGGCUUCCAGGGGCUCAGCUAAGUCGCCAAGUGCUGAUAGUACAGCUACUGCGUCGCCUGCAACCGUUGCAAGCACCGUAGCAGACUCUCCCAAGACUCCUGCCACACCGACGACAACUGUGUCCGCCCCAGCGACACCGAAAGGCAAGACGCCGACUUCUAACACGAAAGCGAGAACGCCAGGCUCGGCUAACAGCGUCAAGACGCCUCUCAGUAGUCCGUCGAUGCGGGAACGGACGCCGCGGUCACUGACACGACCGACAGCCAGCUCAACUGCCAAGAUUCGAACGCCAAGUCCAGCAGCAUCUAGAGCAGCGCGAGCAUCAACAAAAAGCGCAACGCCCAGUCCUGCCAACCGGUCAAGAACUCAAAGUCCAGUGGCACGUAGCGUGGCACCCAAACCGACAGCGCGUUCGUCGUUGGCAAGUGCUUCCGUGUCGAUAGACAAGCCGAAGGCUCCAGUGAAGAAAGCGAAGCGGAAACUACCAGCAACGGCAAGCGCCAUAAAGCUCACACAGAGUGCAGCGAAGAAACGUGCUCGUCCUCCUGUCUCCAGCAGCAGUUUGACGACUCCUGUGGUCAAGAAGGCGCGACGAGAGAACAGGGACGACACAGUGAACAAGAUGGUGACGCCAGGCUCAGUUUCUGGCUUCAUGAGGAAGCAUCGCGAGGUGAAUUCGACUCCGAUCCCAAUGGCGAUGAGUUUUUCCAGCACAACCAGCAGGAAAACGCCGCGAAAGAGUCCACGCAACGUGUUUGGGAUCACUGGAGUCAGUGCAGAGGCGCGUGGAGUUCUUCAAUGCGCGAUCCACGCGAUCGACGCCAAUAUGGCCAACGAGCCUGGAUACCGCAAAGCGCGCGUGCUCAAGAGUAUGGAUUACGCUGCAGGAGUGACGCACCUUAUCGUGGGCAGAGACGCGAGACGCACCAUCAAAGUGCUCUUUGCAAUCGCUCGUGGGGCGUGGAUAGUGACGGAAGAUUGGGCGUUUUCAUCACUGGAACAAGAGCGUUGGCUGCCCGAAGAAGACUUUGAACUGACCAUGUUUGCGAACAAGUACUCACGUGAGCAUCCAGAGUCUCGACAGGUCUUCAAAGGCACCAAGUUCUUCGUCGGAUCUAACGUGGAACCAUCACGUGAAGUGCUUCAGUCUCUAAUUCAAGUCGCUGGUGGAGAGCUCUGCAACCAGAUUUCAGUUGCUGACAUCUGCAUAUGCGGCGAUGCCUCGUUGCUCCGACGAGCUCAGCGGACUGGUAUUCGUGUCGUCACCUCGAAGCAUCGCGGCUAUGAAGCUCGAAGACGACGCUAA
Molecule: messenger RNA, 2581 nt
Organism: Phytophthora infestans T30-4
Lineage: Eukaryota; Oomycota; Peronosporomycetes; Peronosporales; Peronosporaceae
Exons: 3
Coding region: 80-2581 (833 amino acids)
Biological process (GO): mitotic cell cycle
Source: RefSeq, a predicted model, not a curated record